Messenger RNA from Brassica oleracea var. oleracea, 1191 nucleotides. RefSeq lists its product as uncharacterized. Lineage: Eukaryota; Viridiplantae; Streptophyta; Magnoliopsida; Brassicales; Brassicaceae. The transcript is spliced from 14 exons. The coding region runs from base 1 to 1191 and encodes 396 amino acids. The record is from RefSeq and is a predicted model, not a curated record.
AUGGAACAUGGUUUACCGUCUACGACCAAACCAUCACUUGUUAAGAAAAGAAACAACGCUCAAGAUGUGAGUAAAUCCUGGUGGAGAAUAAAACCCUUCUUGGCUCUCAUAUGUACAGCACUUUUGAUCUUUUGGUAUAAGACCACACAUAUUCAAUUCGAAGAUACAGAUCUAGAAGAAUCAGAUUAUCCCAUUGACAUGGCUAAGGAAUCAGAACCAGUCGAUCAGAAAUUAAAAGGCUUGCCUCGUGGUAUCAUAGAGCCUAGAACGGACCUCGAACUGAAGCCUCUCUGGUCUAGUAGUAGUUUGAGGUCAAAGGGUGUAGAAAUGACUAACCGUAACUUGUUGGCCAUACCCGUAGGAAUUAAGCAAAAGAGUAACGUUGACGCUAUUGUAAAGAAGUUUCUUCCAGCGAAUUUCACGGUUGUUCUGUUCCACUACGAUGGUAAUAUGGAUCAAUGGUUGGAUCUGGAGUGGAGUUCAAAGGCCAUACAUAUAGUUGCACAGGACCAGACUAAAUGGUGGUUUGCGAAACGAUUUCUCCAUCCUGAUGUUGUAUCAAUUUAUGAUUAUAUAUUUAUUUGGGAUGAGGAUCUUGGAGUAGAGAAUUUCUCACUAGAGAGGUAUUUGGAGAUAGUUAAAUCAGAGGGACUGGAGAUAUCUCAACCGGCUUUGGACUCAAACUCUAGUGGAAUCCACCACAAAAUCACAGUCCGUUCUAGUACAGAGAUAUUUCAUAGGAGAGUUUACAUCAGUAAAGGCAAUAGAAAGUGUUCUAACGCAAGCGUAGAUCCUCCUUGCACAGGAUUUGUUGAAGGAAUGGCUCCGGUGUUUUCAAGAGCUGCUUGGUUUUGCACUUGGAAUCUUAUACAGAAUGAUUUGGUUCAUGGAUGGGGAAUGGAUAUGAAACUAGGAUAUUGUGCACAGGGAGAUAGAACGAAGAAUGUGGGGAUCGUGGAUAGUGAGUAUAUAUUUCAUCAAGGCAUUCAAACUUUAGGUGAAAGUGGACACUCUGAGAAGAAGAGACAUGGCCAUAAUUCGAGAACCUCGAUAAGGAGGCAAUCGACAUGGGAACUUCAAACAUUUGAAGAAAGAUGGAACAAAGUGGUGGAACAAGACAAGAACUGGAUCAAGAGUAAUAACAGAAGAUUAAGGCACAAGAGAACUCAAGAGACAGCAACACCAGCAUGA